GAGAGAGAGAGAGAACACGAAAGAGAGAAAAGAAAGGGCCAGAGAGAAUGAAGAGAGAGCGAGAGUGGGUGUGACGCCAAGUGAAAGAGAAAGGGGGUGUGUCCGCCUCCGUCUGUCCCCUCCCUCUGUAGGUAUAGAUGCUACAAGCUGGUCUCCCUGCAUCCCAGAGCACAGCACAGAGCCCCAGAGCAUCAAGCCCUUCAGCCUCAGACACAGACUCAGCCAGAGCCUGUCCAGUGUGCUGCACUAGUCCUGAGACCCACCAGCUCAGUGAAGUAGUCCAGCCACCAGAGUCAGCAUAACUCACACAGAACUAGGAUAAUUACUUUACUAUCCUAGUUCUACUAUCCUAUUUCUACUAUCCUAGUUCUACUAUCCUAGUUCUAAUGUUCUAGUUCUACUGUUCUAGUCAUGUACAAGGCUCAGUCUGUGAACUAGUCCAGAGCUGGUUGAUAUUUACUCUGUGAAAGUUCUCCAGUACUGUAGUCCAGUAGCUCACCUUAGUCCUCCUCUUAGUCCUGGACUGAGAUUAUUAAGUCUUCAGUCAACUGCAUCUAGUGAGAGCCACCAGCCAGUCCUUUGUACCUGAGACCGCUGCAGAUCACCUACCACCAUGCAGCUCUCACACACCUUCCUCGUCUUCCUCUUCCUCCUUUUCAUCGUUGGGAUUGCGCUGGCCGGCUCGUCCACGGCUCGGAGAAGCAGAGUGAGACGUCAGAACAUGAAGGUGAGGAUCAACGCUACAGGCGACACCAUCGUGAUGAAGUUUGUACGUCCGAACGCUGACACCAAGCUGGAGGGCUACAUCCUGGGCUACGGCAGCAGCAUGUUCUCUAAACAGUUCAUCCAACUCCCAGAGAACGGACUGCCCUACGAGACAGAGAUCGAUGCCGAGCCCAAGUACCUGAUCGCUGUCCAGCCCAUCCCAGUCAAUGAUGUGAAGAAACAGUGCACAGGCAACGUGAACCUGGAGAAGCCCCUCCACCUGGUGAUUGGGUCCGUGACCCCCACCUCCGUGCUGCUGUCCUGGGGAACCCUCUUCAAGACGCCCUACGAGGGAAACAUCAUGAACGACUGUCUGGAGGACGGGAACUACACGGUGCGCUACCGUGAGAGGAACCGGAAGUGGACCUACCAGACGUGCCCCGCAAGCGACACGGUCAUUGACAGCCUUAAGCCCAACACGGCCUAUGAGUUUGGUGUCCGACCCAACAACAAGGAACGCAGCGGAGUAUGGAGCAAGCCAGUCAUCCACAACACCAACAUGAGGAAGGCCAUGCAGAAACCCUACAAACCAAGGACACCUCUGAAGCCUGUGGUAAGUACUGCACUCCCCACAUCUCUCUUUCCACCCCCUCCCUCUGUCCAUAACAGGAGCCAGGGCAGAACCCUCUUCAGGACCCCUGUAGCUCCAAGGACCACCUUCGCGCCAACCUCGGCCAAUAGACAGCACUUCGUGUCCACUCCCCGACCCACAAUGUCUCAGGUGCAGCACGAGCCAACUGGUACCAGCUUCCUGAGACCUUUGACCCCUACCGAGCCUCGCUCUCCUACACGCUCUGUCGUUGUCACGGCGGCCAGAAACACAACGUUGCCUCGCAGUCGCGUCUCUCUCUACUCCACCCCUAACGGCAUCAGACCUCUCUCUCUACCCAGGGACACCAACACCAACUCCUCCCUCACCUCCGACACACCAGGGGCCGACUGGGAGCACAAUAAGGGCCUUGCUCUUCCCAAACCUGUCAUCUGGUCCAGGAAGCGACUGGGCUCCCCUGCAGCUCUGCAACCCUUUCUUCCUGUCAACAAGAGGCCCAACCUGGUGGGGAAAUCAGGGGACAAGGACAAGCUGAUGGACCUGAAGCAGGGAGACAAAGCGUCCAUCUUGAGGUCCUUCCCUCUAGUCACGGCUAAGCCCACCAAACAAAAGACCACAACCCUCACCCCGACCUUGAAUGCCACGGGUGACAACUCCUCUGUGUUCAGCUCUCUCCCUACUUCGGAAGUGGACGCCAUGGGCAAGAAGCGCUUUGUAGCCCCUCAUGUGAUCUAUAAGACUGACAAGAAGCCAGACGAACCGUGUUCCAUAACAAAGUCCCUCAGCUUCUUCCCUGAGGAGGAGGGGGUGGAGCAGAACAUCACCGCACCCCCCCGCUUGCCCCCCUCCAACCUCACCGUGGUUACUGUAGAGGGAUGCCCCUCCUUCGUCAUCCUGGACUGGGAGAAGACCGACAACGACACCACAGAGUAUGAGGUCAUUUCAAGAACCCAUGGUCCCAAUGGAGAAGAGGUGUCCAUCCUGACCACCAACCAGACUCACACUGCAGUGGAGAACCUAAAACCAGAGAACAGUUACGAGUUCAAAGUGAAACCCAAGAAUGAGCUUGGGGAAGGGCCUGCCAGCGAGCCAGUGUUGUUCAACACAGAGUCAGCGGACCCUCGGGUGAGUGAGAAUGUCUCAGGUAAAGAUGCUAUCUGGACACAGUUCCCGUUCAAGGCAGAUUCCUACUCGGAGUGUAACGGGAAGCAGUAUGUGAAGAGGACCUGGUACCGCAAGUUUGUGGGCAUUCAGCUGUGCAACUCCCUUAGAUACAAGAUCUACAUGAGCGACUCACUCACCGGCAAAUUCUACAACAUCGGGGACCAAACAGGUCAUGGGGAGGACCACUGCCAGUUUGUAGAUUCUUUCCUGGACGGACAAACAGGCAGCCAGCUAUUGGCCGACCAACUACCCAGCCGAUCAGGCUUCUACCGGGCUAUGCGUCAGGAACCGGUCAACUUUGGCGAGAUCGGAGGGAACUCGCACACCACCUACGUUGGCUGGUACGAGUGCGGAACACCCAUACCUGGGAAAUGGUAAGACCCCUCCACCAGAGGGGUGGCCAGGAAGAUGCCUGACUGGAAGAAUGAUGAUCUCACCAGGGUGAGAGGAGGAGGACUGAGGAGGUUUCAGUGGCCCUUGAGGUGGGCUUCUCCCUCUUGUUACCAUGGAGACUGCGUCAGUAUGUUACCAUGGAGAUGCAUCUGCCUGUCUGUCAGAUGGUGAUGGCCCACAUUCCAUUGUAUAAAAGUGUACAGGACCAUACCUUGUCAUGGAACUCUGAGUUCUUUUGUCAUAUCUCCUUAGGGGAUCUAUUCAAUCCGCAUACCGGAAGUUCAGCUUUACCAGUGUGAUUGAAUAUUUAAAGGCAACGUUCCUGCUUUAGCAGAGACUGCUUUUACGAUAAACACUGCUUAUGUCGGCUAAUAUCCCAAAUGACCUUUAAAUUUCCAUCACGGAAUCUGUUACUCUUCAGCUUUACAGACUGAACCGAGCCCUAAGUCUCAUCUCACUAUUUAUCAAACAGGACAUGAGGCAGUCCUCAAAGCCUGUAAAAACGGGAGAGAAGUUAAUAAAGGUGUGUCAGAGUGCUUCAAGAGGUUACAUAUGAUCGCCGGAAACUGUUGGGAAGCUGGCUCCCUGAAAAUGUAAUGACGUGUAUGAUGUUAUUUAUCAAGCAGUUGUUGUUCAAUGUUCCUUGUGGUUUAUAUUAGCCAGUCUGCUAAAAGGGUUGCUAUAACACAAAAGCCUCUGCAAAAAAAGAAAGAAAGCAUUACACAGGCACACACACACUAAAUUCGUCACUCAUACUCAAUACCCUUUCUUGAUUGGUCCUGUAGAAUUGACAGUUGCGGUUUGCACAAUAUGAAAUUAUUAUUUAUAUUUUACCACAGCAUUGUUGAAUACUUGUUUCUGAUAUGCUAGAAGGGCAUUCUAGAAUGGACAUAAAAAACACAACUGGACGGCUAGAAAAGAGAUCAGGACGCAAUAUUCGCAUACACAUGCAGACUGUACUUGCUACAAAGUUACAGAAAGCUAAACCAUCCACCACACUAACGGAAAUUGGAUACAUUGUAAAUGCAGGUCCAACAAGGAAAAACAUAGCUAGCUAGCAUUGAUUUGUUUAUGCAGAGACAUAUUUUUGGAGCAUCUGAUGGUCUAACGUGGUGAGUAGGGCUGCUGAGGUGACUAUUAUCGCCACACCGGCAGUCAUGAGUCAUGACUGCAGUAAAAUCCUAGGUGACCUUUGAGUCACAGUAUUCUCCUCUUAUGCACUCUGGACAUGUGUUAGUAGUACCCAACUCAUUUCGAAUGAUCAACAGGUCACUAAUGGCCUGGUGAUCAGGACUCUGUUGUCCCUCUAACCACUCUGACAUGAAUGCAAAUGAAAUCAAAAAUCACAACACUUAUCAUCAGAACAGCAUGAUGCUUUUAAAUCUCACCUCACUAUGAUGAUCAAUUUGGAGAAAGAAGUUCAACAACAGGUUGAAACUGAGUAGAAAACAUGGUCGUUGUGUACAGUGGGGUAAAAAAGUAUUUAGUCAGCCACCAAUUGUGCAAGUUCUCCCAAUUAAAAAAGAUGAGAGAGGCCUG
This is a messenger RNA of Oncorhynchus nerka (sockeye salmon), 4411 nucleotides long. RefSeq names its product target of Nesh-SH3-like. NCBI's taxonomy places the organism in Eukaryota, Metazoa, Chordata, Actinopteri, Salmoniformes, Salmonidae. Bases 614 to 2857 code for a protein of 747 amino acids. The transcript has 21 exons. Gene Ontology annotation, molecular function: protein binding. Gene Ontology annotation, biological process: positive regulation of cell-substrate adhesion; extracellular matrix organization. The record is from RefSeq and is a predicted model, not a curated record.